AUGGCGGCGGACUUCGUGGGAUAUACCGUCCUCGUUACGCUCAAAUCACCCCCAAAUUCUCAGGUUCAAGGCGUGGUCGCUGAUGUUGCAGGACAGCGACUUACGCUUCAGAAUGUAACGCUUCUAUGGAGUGGGCAGCAUAUUCCACUGUACCAUAUUGACGCGCCGGGAAUCGCUGACCUAGAAUUGUCCUCCCACCAAAUACCGCACCCUCCGGCAACGAACAACUACGAAGCAACAGUUCAUACUCCCUUCCAGAAUGGCAGCACGUUACCCCCCCUACAGCAUCCAUCGCAACUUCCGCAUCAGAGGCAGGACAGUAUAGUUGAACCAAUGCUGAGGGAGCCUCAACCUCAAGGGUUUGUUGAUCCGGCGAUCCUAAGCUUCCAAAAGCCCCCUAAACACCACUCGUUUUCCGCCACGAGCGCCCCUCCAUUUACUGCCAAACGAGACGCUACUUCCCCAGUCAUGAUCGCUGAUUCGGAGCCUGCCACCCGUCCUAGUGAAAAGGUUAUGGUUCCUACCCCUGUAGCAGCCACGGGUCCAAACCGAACGGAUGUAGAGGAUGCCGCAGCAACACUCAGCGAACCGUUUAAUAAUAUGGGUUUCAACGGAACCGAAGGUUUGACGGAGGAUCAAGGUACGCAAGUGGGAAAGGGGGAAGAGGAUAUUCCGGAGGGUCGAAGAGGUGCAGGGCCUCUCGAAGUGCCACUCAAGUACACUGGAAAACGCAGUCGAAGGGGUGGAAGGAACAAGUUGAAUAAGGAUGCUGCUGUGCAAUCCUCCAUCGUUAACCCAAUAAUGGAGGACCCUACUGCUGCGACAACUACAACGAGGCCGAAUAUUCCGGGGAAGGGUUGGCGUCAGACAGCGUUUGUUGAACCUGCUCCAAAUCCAUCUCCACAAAAAUCCACUAAUGGACGGGCGAGACGGUCAAAAAUGCGGAGCAAGAAGUCAUAUGCGGAGGACCUGAGCGGAUGGGCAACUGAGGACGCAACGGAUAUCCAGGAGAUGGGGGACUUUGAUUUCGCCAGUAAUCUAUCCAAGUUUGAUAAACGUCGUGUUUUCGAUGAGAUUCGCAAUGAUGAUACCACAACUGGAGAAGAACGAUUGGUUAGCUUCAACAGAAGAGUUCACAGACCAGGGACAAAUGAGGGCAAGAAUUUACACUACACAGAAAAUGUACUUGAUGACGGUCCAUCGAACGAUAAAUGGAACAGUGAAGCAGGGGAAACAGACGAGGAUGAAGCCAGCGAUGAGCGUUUCAGCAGCGGUAGAAAUUCCGCGAGGGCUAGAUCGAGAGUAUCCGCUGCCCGUGCGCAAUCUCGAAAAGGGAGUGCGAUUCUCGGGUCGACUCUUGUGUCUUCCCAGAUCAGCUCCUUAUCUCGUGGCCAAAAGACAUCGUCUCGUACCGAAAGCCCGCAGCCACACAAGAGUUCUCCGUUAAUUGGACCCACCUCAUCAUCAACUGCUUCUCUGUUGCUCACAACAACAAAACGGCAAUGUCCCUGUGUCGGUCCACUUCAAAUGAUUGAGAUAGAGCAGUUGGCCAUUGCGGAGCUUGGCUUGGGAGAAGACAUCAUUACAGAAAACGCUGGACGAGGUAUUGCUGAGGCUGCAGUUUCUCAAGUUUCCAAACUUGCAAAUUCCUCUACGAUAUUAGUUUUAGCUGGGAAUCAUCGAACCGGUAGUCGGGCUAUAUGUGCCGCUCGACAUUUCCGUAAUCGGGGAUAUCGAAUAACCCUAUGUGUCCUUGGCCUGGAUCGUGAAGACGAGUUCAUGGACGGUGUACGAAAGCAGAUUGAUAUUUUCAAGAAGGCGACCGGGAGAGUCAUGAGAUGGGAGGAACUAUCAGCGCGAUUGACCUCUGGUGACUACGCACCUUAUCUUGUGAUAGAUGCGCUAUUUGGUGUUCAUAUAGCUUUUGACGACCUACGAACUGACGACCAAGCGACCGCCUUCGAAAUGAUAUCGUGGGCUAAUCGCAGCAAUGUUGAAAUUCUGUCCGUAGAUGUCCCAUCCGGGCUUUCUGCUGUAUCAGGCGAAGCAACCGUCGUCCAAGGCUCACGAUUGAGUGUCAAUUCAAAAUUUAUUGUAUGUCUAGCAGCGCCAAAAACGGGGCUCAUUCAUGCCCUUGGCUCCGGCGAAGGGCUAGCCUGGAACAUCACCGUCGCGGAUAUUGGUAUCAGCCAGGUUGUAUGGAGGAAAUAUGGUAGCCGACGGCGAUAUGGUGUUGACUUUGGGAAUCAAUGGGUGGUUCCUCUACGAUUCCAGCCACCAACGCCCUGA
Blastomyces dermatitidis ER-3 is the source of this 2289-nucleotide messenger RNA. Its product is annotated as YjeF_N domain-containing protein. Lineage: Eukaryota; Fungi; Ascomycota; Eurotiomycetes; Onygenales; Ajellomycetaceae. Gene Ontology annotation, molecular function: mRNA binding. Gene Ontology annotation, cellular component: P-body. Bases 1 to 2289 code for a protein of 762 amino acids. Gene Ontology annotation, biological process: deadenylation-independent decapping of nuclear-transcribed mRNA; P-body assembly. The transcript has 3 exons. The record is from RefSeq and is a predicted model, not a curated record.